Messenger RNA from Penicillium argentinense, 504 nucleotides. RefSeq lists its product as uncharacterized. NCBI's taxonomy places the organism in Eukaryota, Fungi, Ascomycota, Eurotiomycetes, Eurotiales, Aspergillaceae. Bases 1 to 504 code for a protein of 167 amino acids. The transcript has 3 exons. The record is from RefSeq and is a predicted model, not a curated record.
AUGGAUUCAGAAGGCACGAUACCGGCAGACCAUCUGCCAAAUCAUGCGCCGACAGUGAAGCGUGGUGUGAAAGCAUCUAGCGGGAAGAAAGGGGUCUUCUUCCAUAACCGGAUUGCACCCGGGAAGCAGCAUCUCUACAUCGCCAAAUCGGACGGCACGGAGAAACAUCCGCUACUCGGAAAGCAUAGCUCCAACACAGUCUUCACCAACAAGCGGAACGGCGAUGGCAACGCCGGCAGUCGCACAGACGGUACCGACCUCGAGGAACUCAUUGCUACGUCAUCCAUGGAGGAUAGCGGUGUCAUGUCCUCCGACAGCUCGAAGCUGGCGUAUGUCUCUCUCUCGACUAAGGAGGCUCACAACUUGACCGAUAUGGCCUCGACAAGGCCAGACCCAAAUAGACCCUCUGACCACUUUUACAAUGUCGACGAAAUCAAGAACGGGUAUUGUUCAUUCUCACCCGACGGAUCCAAACUCGUCUACCGCACCAUGGGCCCUGUCUGA